CCGCCCGGCCCGCCUCCGCCCCACCGUGAGCUGCGUGCCCGUCCCGCGCCCGGGGCCCCCGCUCCUUCCCCACGGCCGGGACCUCCCUCCCCAACCCCUCUAGCUCCAGGCUCCCCAACCCCAAUGGGGGAGCCGGCGCCCCCAGUCCCUUCUCCGUCCUUCUGCCCAUUGCUCCGCACCCUUCGCCUAGCCCCGCUUCCCUUCGGGCCCCCCGGCCCUGCUUCUCCCGACCCUCCCUCCAGUCUCGCGUCAGGGCCCCCACACCGCUCGGCCCCGCCUCCCACGGAGCGGUCCCCGAGCCCCGCCCCCCAGCCCCUCUUCCUCCCCCGGGGCCGGGAAGUCGCCCCCAGCCUCGGUCCGGUCCUCCUGGCGCCCGGGUCCCACCGGCCUGGCCCUCCCUUCCACUUCAUCCCUGCGCGCAGCCUCCCCGGCCCGAGGCUUUGCGGGAGGAAAGGAGAAAGACAGGAAAGCACGGAGCCUUGGCUCGCUGUCCCCCUCGCACGGAGUGGGUCGGAGUGGCUCGGCGGAAUCUCGGAGCCCGGGAUGCAGCUCCCGCGUGGACACACAGGGACUGUGGGCCCGGUGGGAACUGGGGCCAGGCGCACUGGGGGUAUCAGGGAUUCCCAAGAGGAAAGUGGCGAGGACUGCUCCCCGGACGCAUUCUGUCUCCCCGCUACGGAAAAAUCCACUCAGCGGCCCGCGGGUGGGGUGCGCCACGCGGCGGCCCCUUCUUGGAUCCCCAGCCCAGGCUCCAGAAUGUCAAAGACCUAUGAAUGGGACCUGGCGGCGCAGGGCACCCCAUCUGGACCCUGGAUGGGAAGGAGAGGGAGGCGAAACCAAAGCCGGCCCUGCCUCUGCCGGGGCCACCCGGGCCUCUUGCUCAGUGUCUCUGCGCAGGGCCGGGAACCUAAAGCUUUCCGUGAGAACAUGGAGUGCGACAGAAGUCUCCACAUCGAAGCUCUUGGCACAGCACCGAAUUCUCUCCAGGAGCAGAGGUGGCCCAGGCCCGUUUGUCCCCUCUGUGAAGUGCUGUCAUGGUCCUACCUGCCAGGCGGUGCCACGGCUGAGUGGAGGCCGCAGGGCUGGGCUGAAUGGAGGGUCCUCCGCCCCUCCCCCACAGCCCUUGCCUUGCACAUGCGCCCCAGGGGGUCUGGCCCCUCCUGGGGGAACUUCGGGCUUCUGGAGCAAAAGCCUUCAUUUCCCCCUCCCGGCCCUGCUCCUCCCCCAGCCAGCCAGGUGCUCAGGCUGGAGACCUGGAAGCGUGCGUGA
This is a messenger RNA of Heterocephalus glaber (naked mole-rat), 1269 nucleotides long. RefSeq lists its product as uncharacterized. NCBI's taxonomy places the organism in Eukaryota, Metazoa, Chordata, Mammalia, Rodentia, Bathyergidae. The record is from RefSeq and is a predicted model, not a curated record.